Carya illinoinensis is the source of this 1879-nucleotide messenger RNA. Its product is annotated as guanine nucleotide-binding protein subunit gamma 3-like. NCBI's taxonomy places the organism in Eukaryota, Viridiplantae, Streptophyta, Magnoliopsida, Fagales, Juglandaceae. The transcript has 5 exons. The coding region runs from base 979 to 1725 and encodes 248 amino acids. The record is from RefSeq and is a predicted model, not a curated record.
CUGCUCCGUCGGGCUAUUCUUCCUCUGCGCCGCCGCUGCCGCCACCACGUCCAAAGUCGCCUCCGCAGUAUCCUGAUUUAUAUGGGAAGCGCCGUGAAAUGGCGAAGGUUCAGAUGCUUGAAAGAGAGAUUGGUUUUCUUGAGGCACUAAGGGAGAACUGGGAAAUGUUAUGGUAUGUUGGGAUUUGAAGAGGCAGUUUAAAAGUGAAAACUCCGAGAUUUUUAGCACUCACAGGUAGUGUUUUUGGGAAGUGAAAACAAGCAACGGAAAUGCAUGAUGAGACGAGUACAGGGUAAAGAGUUUUGAUUAAUGAAUCUGAUAAGGGACGUGAGUUUUUUAUGGGAUCAAUUCGAAGAGAUUGAAAACAUUCAUAUAUAGUUGUGGACCUUGAAUUUCAAGGUUGGAAAAUACAGACAACCAAGGGGGAAUGUGUUGAACCUAAAGCGCAUAUUGGGAGUGCUUUCUUAAAUGGAAAAUAAAAAAUUUGAUCGCUUUUGCCCUUAUUUAUUCGUACAUAUAUGAUCUUGUCAUGGCAUUCAAAUACAUACCUUUUCGCAAAUUGAAGUGGUGAAAGCUGAAGUUGGUCAUUUUUAGUGUCUGUUGUCGGUCAUUGCCUAAGCAUCCUCGAGCCCGAAGUCUAUAUAUCCAUUCUGCAAGUGAUUUAACUAUGUUAUAAUAGAAAUGGCAAAUAGAGAUAUGCAAGUGAUUGUACACGAUUUUCUCUGGCUUUACCUAAGGUUUCGUAUCUGAAAAGCUUGAUCUAUUAGCAUAACUCAGUUCCAGCUCGACGAGAUGUUUUUAAGGUUAAGAUUGAUCCUAACAGAACACCGUGACUGAUGGAAGGUAGUCGUUGAUAAUAGGAAUUGCCUCUAAUUUGCUAGUCCUAUAAUAAAGUUUCACAAAGACAAUUUUAUGCAUAAUGAAUCCAAUGAGUAGCUUUUCAUAUACUUCUAAUACAUACGAGUGGGUGAAGAUGUUAUGUCACAACUUUUCUGUGAGCAGGAGGAAUUAAAAUCCGUUCAAAGCCUUCAACCUGCUUCUAGAUGCUGCAAAGAGGUUGCUGAUUAUGUGGUGGCAAACUCGGAUCCUUUUAUAGCUACAAAUCGGAAGAAUCGUCGGCGCUGUCGCUUCUGGAAAUGGCUGUGUCGAAUGCCUUGUUUUAACCUCUCUUGGAUCUGCUGCUGCUGCUGCUAUAAUGGGUGCUCACUUCAUCUAAAAAUGCCGCGCUGCUGUUGUGACUGCAAUCCAUGUAACUCUUGUUCCUGUGCCAGCUGCUGUUGCUGUAACUGCAAUAGAUGUAACUGUGGUUCUUGUCUCCACUGUGGUUCCUGCAACCGCAAUACAUGUAAUUGUGGUUCCUGUGUCCCCUGUGCUUCCUGUGAUUGCAAUACAUGUAAAUGCGCUUCCUGUGUUCCCUGUGCUUCCUGUGACUGCAAUACAUGUAAAUGCGCUUCCUGUUUCAGCUGUGCUUCCUGUGACUGCAAUACAUGUAAAUGCGCUUCCUGUUUCAGCUGUCAUCUGCCGAAGUGGCGGUGUUGUGCUUUUCCACGAUCAAAUUGCUGUCAGAAAGAUUCAUGCAUCAGAAAUUGUUGCAAUUUUCCAUCUCCUUCAUGCCCAGAUUGCUCUUGCUGCAUUUGGAGAUGUUCACGUCCUAAAUGUCCAAAGGUACGCCGUUGUUGCUGUUGUACAAAAACUUGUUGUAACCCUUGUUAUCUAUGUUACUAGCAUAUUUCCAGCAUUUCCAUUCAGGAGCAUUGUUCUGUUCUUCAAAUUUAUUGUAAAUGGGUAAAAGUAGAUUUGUUGUGGAGACAUCAGCUUCUUUUGAGAUUGUUGGAAUAGUUUUGACAAAUAGCAUAUGUCUCAGAUCACAUUAUCGGCA